AUGGCUGCCAUUACCGAAACCCCGGCCACAGGCCUUCUCAAUCUGGAGAAGGAGCUCGUCUGUUUCAUCUGCACCGAGGUUCUCUACCAGCCUCUGACCCUUCUCGACUGCCUACAUACCUUCUGCGGCUCUUGUCUGAAAGAAUGGUUCUCCCACCAGUAUCGCAAAGCCACCAACUCGCGUGCGCCCUCCCCCACCAACCCCUACACCUGCCCAACAUGUCGCGCUCCUGUCAAAAACGCCCGACCCUAUGCGAAGAUCAAUACCCUGCUGGAGAUGUUCUUGAUCGCGAACCCUGACAAGGAUAGAACUCCGGAAGAGAAGGCUGAGAUGUCGCAGGCAUAUAAACCAGGCGACGAAAUUCUACCGAAAGUCGAGAACCAUCGGAGGAGGGAGAGAAGAAGGCGUGAAGAGGAGGAUUCGGGAGAAUCAAGGCAUGCGGAUGGCGGACAUGGCGAGAGAAACAGACGCGACCAACAUCUAGACCCCGCUUCCGCUGACCGCAGAGGAGCCACCAGCGGAAGUAGUAGGAGUCGGGAACGAAGAGACACGACGGACAGGCAAAGAGAUGCUGAUCGCCGGCCGAGACGUGAACAACAGCGCACCUCAGAUGCGGAGGCUUCUCGACCGCGAACGGCCGGCACUUCCACUUCCGCAGUUCGUUCAACCCCGUCUCCGCCAACCAGUUCACCCAGGCAUCCCGAGGCGGUGGAAGCACGUCAAAUGGAUUCUCCGACGGUUGCCCAUCAAGCAAGUCUAAUAUCCCUGGUCAGCGCUUCAGAAAGUGGCACCGGCACCGGUGAUAGUUUGGACGAGGCACGACUCAUGCAAGAGAUUAUGUCCGAAGGUCUGCUGGAGGGUAUCAAUCUCGAUGAACUGACGGAGCAAGAACAGGAUGUGCUCAGCGAGGCCAUCGCCGAACGGAUCAGGCAACUGCACGCGGAAAGACAUCGCCGACAAGGCUCAGAUGAUAGUAGGCCUGAUACUCAGAGAGAUAUAACGAGGUCGUCGGAUCCACAGGCCGAAGAAAAUGUACGCCAUUCCCGUCAAUCCUCCAGGAGCAACAAUCGCGAACGGACGCAGCCAAGUCCGAGAUCGAGCCACAACGUGGUCAUCGGGGGCAACGGCACCCGGCAUGCCACAGCGUCGUCUCAAUCGACAGACCAUUUACUGACGCUACCGCCAACUACGUCUCAUCGACGGAGAGCCUCUGAUGAGACCCGACGAGGGAUGGAUUCUGCAGCGAGAACAGAUCGGGUGCCCCAGCCUGCAGCGAGAUCAGCAACCGAUCUUUCCAAUCGACCUCACUCAAACUCAAGAGGUCACGAUCGACUCCAGCACCUUGAGCAGGGACCACAUGCGCACAGAUCCAACACGGAGCCCAGAACCUCGCCGAGAGCCUCUGAAGUCUGGCAGGCUGCUGGUGGACGUCACAUGUCUAGUCCGCCACAAGUUGCUUCGCCAGCCCAGCAAUCACCAAGGCCCGAUUCUGUGCCCCCUGUCAUGUCGAGUGUGGCAAUUGGUCCCGUCCCGACCUCUAUUCCCACGCUGGAAUCAGAGGGUUCUGUUCCUGCGCCAGCAGAAUUACCCGCUACUUGCGUCCCAGCCCAGUUCGAUGUGCCGUCCAUUACUUGCUUGCGUUGUUCUCGGUCGAACAUUCAACAUGAAAUCCACAAGCACUGUGCUACUUGUAGGGUUGACGUCUGUCUGAGGUGCUACCGGACCGGGCGAGGAUGUAAUCAUUGGUUUGGGUUUUAUCGGUCUGCCAUGCUCAAAUUCAACGCGUCUCAUCCGUCAAGUCGUAAUAAUCAGUCUAUCGGACUGCCACACCUGCUGACCAGUCGACAGUACGAGAGGCCCUCACAAACCGCGGCCCAGCCAACGCGCCUAAGAGAAGGCAACUUUUGUGACAGAUGUGGAAGUUUUGCUAACGAUUACUUUUGGUCGUGUGACUAUUGUAAUGAAGGCGAAUGGGGCUUCUGCAAUGACUGUGUCGGGAGCAACCAUUGCUGUGACCAUCCCUUACUGCCAGUCGCCUACAAAUCAUGCGAUUCGAACCCUGCUAGCUCGAGAGUGGGAGGAGGUUCAGGUGCUGCCACGCUGAGCCCCUAUAGUUCUGGUGGGCGCGAUAUCUCCCCAGCUCAAAGCGCAGCUUCAAGCAUCACUUCAGGAACCGGGCCUUAUCCUGGCCUCCGCCCCGACUUUUUGCCUUUGGCUAUAACAACCAACUGCGACAUUUGCUCGCGGCCAAUCACACCACCAGAGACCCGGUACCAUUGUCCAACGCAUCCGACUCCCGCUCCCCAGAAACCCAAUCAAAAGGGCGACUACGAUAUUUGCAGCACAUGCUACCAUGGCUUUGUUGACUCUGGGCGGAUGAAGCGAGAAGACGGGCCGGAUGGGUGGCGUCUCUGUCCCGACGGACAUCGAAUGAUAUCCGUGACGUUUGAGCGGGACGAAGAGGGCAACGAGCGCAGAAUCAUCACUCGUGACGUCGUGGGUGGUGCGCAGAUGUCGGAUGCGGAUAUGGCGGCGUGGAAACUUGCGAUGAAGAAUCUGCACCGUGUCGACCGAGCACAUCUCCAGGCGGUGCGAGGUGACUGGAGCUGGCGAGAAGACGAGACUGGCACACGACGUAAAACACGAGCUCGCGCCUCCACUCUCCCACGCUCAGGAAUGCAACUCCCGCCGGAUGGUGGAUGGGGAAAGAUUUGCGUUGCCAGAUGGGGUUAUUACCCUCCCGAAGACGACGGCAAGGCCAGGGAUGAGCUGAUGUUCCCUAAGCAUGCUAAUAUCCGCGAGGUGGAGGAAAUCAACGACGAGUGGUGGUUUGGCGUAUAUGCAGGGGACGCGGGCGUUUUUCCGGCAGUAUUUGUGAACAGGGCCUAA
Molecule: messenger RNA, 2889 nt
Organism: Fonsecaea nubica
Lineage: Eukaryota; Fungi; Ascomycota; Eurotiomycetes; Chaetothyriales; Herpotrichiellaceae
Exons: 1
Coding region: 1-2889 (962 amino acids)
Biological process (GO): protein ubiquitination; ubiquitin-dependent protein catabolic process; mitotic cell cycle checkpoint signaling
Cellular component (GO): nucleus
Molecular function (GO): ubiquitin-protein transferase activity; metal ion binding; protein binding
Source: RefSeq, a predicted model, not a curated record